Perkinsus marinus ATCC 50983 is the source of this 621-nucleotide messenger RNA. RefSeq lists its product as hypothetical. The transcript has 2 exons. Gene Ontology annotation, molecular function: nucleic acid binding. NCBI's taxonomy places the organism in Eukaryota, Perkinsozoa, Perkinsida, Perkinsidae. The coding region runs from base 1 to 621 and encodes 206 amino acids. The record is from RefSeq and is a predicted model, not a curated record.
AUGGCCGAGAACGGCGUGUUCCGCGUAUGCGUGACUGACCAGGCCCAGUACUCUGUCUCCAAGAGAUUCAGAGAGUAUCUAUUCAGCAGGAGUGUUGUUCACUGUGCCACGGAGGCUUAUGAUGAAGAGCGACUAGGUUGGUAUGAACGAAGCCGCAAGGAGCUUACGGUGACUUUGAGGGCUAUGGUUAGUGAAGGUCAGGCUAUGGAUUCGAUCAACCAAGUGCGGCAGCGAUUAGCUCUGUGUACGUUCGUUCACAACGCUAUCCCAUAUGAUGAUAGUAGCGAUCUAGCCCCAUGGGCGGUGCAUCGCUCGACGGCCGAUGCCUGCACUCUUUACAAUGAUCUUCUUGGUCGAGAAGAGGUAUGUCAGUGGCUUGGUUCUGGGUUGGAAUUUGAGGACCUCACAGAGGGCCUUCAGGGGAUCUCAGAUUAUUACCGAGUCCAAUACGGUAAGUCGGUUGAGUCGUUGAGACGAUUGUGGUUGGCUCGGAAGGCUGAAGUUCGUCGACGACUAGCAGAUCGGCGGGAUCCUGCAGGUCCGGGUAUGUUGACCCGGGGAAAGAAGAGAGUUCUGAAGCAGAUUGAGGAGGUUAGUAAAGCUCCUCGUAAGAAGCUUUAG